Messenger RNA from Zerene cesonia (dogface butterfly), 1296 nucleotides. RefSeq names its product retinol dehydrogenase 13-like. The transcript is spliced from 6 exons. The record is from RefSeq and is a predicted model, not a curated record. The coding region runs from base 129 to 1094 and encodes 321 amino acids. Lineage: Eukaryota; Metazoa; Arthropoda; Insecta; Lepidoptera; Pieridae.
CUACUACCUGUCUUACGGAAUAACUGUAACUUAACUAGCUCUAAACCUGUGCCCUGUGGGUUCGUUUUUAAAGUAGUUUAAAACGCAACCCAACAUCUAUAGAGAGAUCAUUAAAUACAUACGCAAAUAUGCCUUUAUUUAGUGGACGAUGUUAUAGUACCGUUAAGUUGAUUGGCAAAACCGCUAUAAUAACUGGGUGUAACACAGGGAUUGGAAAAGAAACUGCCCUAGAUUUUUACAAAAGAGGUGCUCGAGUAAUAAUGGCUUGUAGGAACAUAGAAAAAGCUGAAGAGGCCAAAAAGGAUAUUAUAGAAGCAUGUAAUAAUUUGACAGAUACUGGUAAUAUUGAAGUACAGAAAUGUGACCUCUCUUCCAUGCAAUCCAUAAGAGAAUUUUCACAAAAGAUCCUCGACAGUGAGCCACAAAUUAACAUCUUAGUAAAUAAUGCUGGUGUAAUGAUGUGCCCAAAGGAGGAAACAGAGGAUGGAUUUGAAAUGCAAUUUGGCACAAAUCAUUUAGCACACUUUCUUUUGACAAUGUUGCUGUUACCGAGAAUUAUUAACAGUAAACCAGCUAGGAUAGUAACCGUCUCAUCUAGAGCACACACAAGAUAUGACAUGAAUUUUGAUGAUCUUAAUUACAAGAAUAGAAGGUACAAUAGCGCUGAAGCAUACUCACAAAGCAAACUUGCCAAUGUGUUAUUUUCUAGGGAAUUGGCAAACAAACUAAAGGAACACAACAUUGAUGGUGUCAACACUUACAGCUUACAUCCUGGUGUUAUUAAAACUGAGCUAGGUAGACAUUUAAAUGAGACCCUCUUUAAAGGCUCGAGACAGAUAAUUGGAUUUUUAGUUGGUCCUUUCAUGAAGUCACCAGAGCUUGGAGCACAAACUUCUAUAUACUGCGCAGUAGAUGAAAAGUGCGCUAAUGAAACUGGUCUUUAUUAUAGUGACUGUGCAGUUACUAGUCCAGAUAGAAAAGCUCUGAAUGACGAAUAUGCAAAAAAAUUAUGGGAACAAUCAGUGGAAUUAGUAAAACUGGGAGACUACAAUCCCUUUACAGCUAGUGACCCUGGAGUAAAGAGUGCAAUUUAGUGUAAUUUUUUUAUUUGACUAAUUAAAAAUGUAUUUAUAUAUUUUACCUUCUGCUUAUUAAUGCAGGAAUAUGAACACAUAAUUGUUAUUUGUAUAUUAAGAACAAUUUUUGUUUAGAAAUAAGUAAGGAACAAAUUAUUUUUAUAUUUAAAUUUGAUUAUAUUAAUCUUUGUUAUCUGAAAUAUACACGUUUUGUAUGUUA